AUGAAGCAAAGGUCGGAAUCCAUGGACACCGCCACAACCAACCACCGUCAGAUGCAGGAGGACGACGUCGAGUAUACGACAGUGGCCAUUCAUAGCCAAGUUCUGAAAAUCAAGCAGGAAUUGGAGAAGACGAUGCAACCGGAGCUGAGAUCGGUUUUACGAGAAUUCUCACGGCAGCCGAAGCGUUCACGCUCGCCCUUGGGAAUCACAAACCGGCGUAUCUCCGUCGGCAACGCCUAG
Lactuca virosa is the source of this 240-nucleotide messenger RNA. The record is from the annotation of a GenBank genome assembly. NCBI's taxonomy places the organism in Eukaryota, Viridiplantae, Streptophyta, Magnoliopsida, Asterales, Asteraceae.